GUGUAACUCACUGUGGAAUUUUCAACAUCACAGAUGAAGUUAUGGAAAAGAGACAGAAGAGGAGUGACAACCUAGAUGGCCUGUUUUGGCGUACAGCCUCCGCUCUCCCAAACCACACAGCCAUCCUGUAUUUCAGAGGGCGUGAAAGCACCAGUGUCAAGAAUCAAGAAGUCACAUGGGCCUGGUGAUCUCACGGGCAACGAUCAGGAGCCGCGGCGAGAGGAUUACAAGGUUGAGUGGAGACCAACAUCACGCCGCGGAUCACCAGAACAUUCUCUCUCUCUGCUGUGAAGGAGUGGUAGUGGCGGCGGCGGUGAAGGUGCUGGUGCUGCAGGAGGACGGGGUGAUGACCAAUCAGUCGUGGGCACAGAGCUCCGUCACCACCACGCCUUCGCCCUCCGCCUCCGCCUGCAUCAGAUUCAAGGUUUUCUUUUUCCGCCCUCUCACCCACGUGUUCUCCCUCACAUCGAAGGAACAAAGCAGGGAGAUUAACGGAGAGAUCUUCGUGGACUACGUGCGGCCCAUCGUGUCCGCCGCCUUCUACUUCCUGGGCAUCUCGCAGCCGCUGCAGGUGCUCACGUGGUACCACUACUGCCUCACCUACAACCACACGGCGGCGCAGAUCUCCGCCUACCUGGACGGUGACCUGCAGGGCGUCAUCUCCAGGAACACGUCCAGGUGGUUCUCCGAGGCCACGCUGGUGCUGGGCCAGUACAGCCUCGAGUACCUGAGCAGCUACACGGAACGGCGCAGCUUCAGCGGACAGCUGACGCACGCCGGGGUGUGGGGCCGCACCCUGACGGGCUCAGAAGUGGCUCAGAUGGCGGACUGCGGUCCCUUCCCUCCCGGCGUCUCCAUCAGUUUGGAUCAAGAGUGGAUCCUCAACAACGCCUCUUUCGUUGACCUGCCGGAGGCAGAAAUCUGCGAGAAGAAGACCAAGUCCAGUUACGUCAAAUUCAUGGCGAUGCCAUAUGAGGCGGCACGUGUGGCGUGUGCUGGCCUUGGGGGACACCUACCCGUGCCUGACAGCCUGCAGCACGCCCUUGAAAUUAUCGACGUGAUGAGCAAGCCACCCGUAGUGAAAAUCAUGUGGGUUGGAGCUACAGACCAUUUACAGGAAGGUGUGUACGUGAAGGCCCACAACGAGGAGGUGAUGGAGUGGUUCAAAUGGGGUAGUAAUGAUCCCAACGGCCUGCAGUGGCAGAACUGUCUAGUGAUGGAGCCAGACUUUCUGCACGAUUACCCAUGUCACGUGAAUCGCGAAGCGCUGUGUUUCCUUGCGGAACAAAGAGAGUGGACGCUGAAGGGUCCGUGUGAGGAGGACACCGCCAACUACAAGUACAGCCUGACACACCCGGACAAGGGCCAGCUCGUGUUCCGCGGCUACUACCAGUACGAGAUCGCGGAGGAGGGGGAGGCGUGGUUGUGGAAGAACGUGAUCACGGACACGGUUAUCGCGCGCCUGUCCUUCGCGGAGGCGCGGUGGCCCAUGGGUCGCCGGAACUGGACCAUGGAGAGCGAGGUGUGCGAGAAGAAGGGCGUGCAGGUGUUGCAGCUGAGCUCGUGCACGGGAGAGGAGUACACGUGCAGGGACGGCUCGUGCAUCCCGCGACUGCAGCGCUGCGACCGCCGCCCGGACUGCCACGACGAGAGCGACGAGCAGGAGUGCCAGCUGGUGCGGCGCCCAGCCGGCUACCACCACACCCUACCGCCACCCAGCACCGUGGCAGGCUCUCCUUUGGUGGUCGGCCUGAAGAUGAAGCUGGUGAGUCUCCUGAGUGACAAGGACAGCUACCUGGAGGUCACCUACCACCUCAACAUGACCUGGAUUGAUCUCAGGCUGCGCUUUUACAACCUGAAGACUGCCUCCAGACUCAACCAGGUGCCCGUCACUGACCACGGCAGCCUGUGGACACCUACACUCACGCUGAUCAACGUGCGGGGGACGGAGAGGACGAGGGUGGAUGACGAGGCUGUGCUCACUGUGCACCGGCGAGGUCAUCCCCUGGACGAUGACCUCUCGGUGCCUGAGGACGCGGACGUUUACCUGGGUGUGGAUAAUCACCUGAGCGUGGAGAGGAAAUACACCUCCAAUUUCCUGUGUGAUCUUAACCUGGAGCUGUACCCGUUCGAUACCCAGAGAUGUUACAUGGAGAUGGAGGUGCUGUCAGCAGCCACGGACUUCGUGAAGCUGGAGGAGAGAGUAUCUGACGUGACGUACGUUGGCGCCGAGCUGCUCAUUGAGUACACGGUGGUGAGCGUGGACCUGACGGUGAACAACAGCUACACGAUGGCGCAGGCUGAGGUGAAGGUGGUGCUGCAGCGGCGCGUCGGCUACCCCAUCAUCUCCAUCUAUGUGCCCACCGUCAUCCUUCUCAUCCUGGCUUACCUCUCCCUUGUCUUCCGGCGUGACAACUUCGAGACCCGUGUGAUGUCCUCCCUGACGGUGCUGCUCGUGCUCGCCGCGCUCUUCACACAGACGUCCACGUCCCUGCCUAAGACGUCAUACUUCAAGAUGGUGGACGUGUGGCUGCUGUUUUCCAUCUCGGUCAUCUUCUUCGUGAUCGUCUUCCACGUGAUUAUCGAUAUGGCCGCGGAGGGAAAGCUGACCGGAGACUUUUCCAGCAUCCCCACCACUGUCAAAGUGAUUCCCCUUGAAAUUAAUGAAAAAUUGUCUUCCCCGCCUUUCAGCCCACCCACACGCCCCGAGCCACGUCGGAUGAUGCUCAAUAGAUUACUGUCCGCCGGGGGGAACAGUCCUGACGAGAGGAAACGCCUUCUUUCCGAUAAACUGUUCCGACAAGCGCUAAUCUUCAUUCCAUCUUACUUCAUGCUCUUCAACGUCAUUUACUGGAUCUAUAUCUUCGCCUGAACGCCUCGCUCUUUGCCUGACUUCCACCCUCCGGACACUUAGGCGGACACUUAGGUCCCCUUCCCUUAUCUCUUAUCUCUUAUUCCUUAUCACUUAUCCGUUAUACCUGUUUAUGUUUUCUUUUCGCCAGUCCCGCCACAGAUUCUUUGGAACGAACCGACGCGAUGCCGACGACUGAUUCGAGACUGAAAAUAUUCGUCUUGUGAAACUCAUAAUUGCGUUUAAAAGUUAUGUGCAAUUCUAAUUCGUUAAUCUUUCUCACUCGCUGCAGUUACAAAUAAAUAAUUUUCUUGUCAUCUUUUAUGAGAAAUUCCAUUUGUAUAAGUUUGUUUUUCGUUAACAUUGAAAAAAUGUAUAUUUGUGAUUCACAUGAUUUUUUUUCCUAUUUCAUCAUUACUCAUAAAUGAGUGUAGUUAUCGAUAAAAUAUUGUCUGCUACUCUCCUCUUUAAAGUAUUCUUAACCUACCGACAGAGGGCGACGUUAG
Messenger RNA from Portunus trituberculatus (swimming crab), 3357 nucleotides. RefSeq lists its product as uncharacterized. The record is from RefSeq and is a predicted model, not a curated record. NCBI's taxonomy places the organism in Eukaryota, Metazoa, Arthropoda, Malacostraca, Decapoda, Portunidae. Gene Ontology annotation, molecular function: protein binding; extracellular ligand-gated monoatomic ion channel activity; neurotransmitter receptor activity. Gene Ontology annotation, biological process: signal transduction; monoatomic ion transmembrane transport; nervous system process. Gene Ontology annotation, cellular component: synapse; neuron projection; membrane.